This is a messenger RNA of Mercenaria mercenaria, 2225 nucleotides long. RefSeq lists its product as uncharacterized. Bases 298 to 1164 code for a protein of 288 amino acids. The transcript is spliced from 6 exons. NCBI's taxonomy places the organism in Eukaryota, Metazoa, Mollusca, Bivalvia, Venerida, Veneridae. The record is from RefSeq and is a predicted model, not a curated record.
GUUAAUUUGUUUUUGAAACGACAGCUUUUGGUGUUAAAAUUAAUGGAUUCGAACGAGAGGUUUAAAGUUUAAACGUUUCAGGAUUAAGUUAUCGCACUAGCACUGAAGUAUUACAAAUAAUGAGUAACUAUCGAUUUAUUUCCCUUUGAAAUCAACACGCCAUUAACGAUGCGUAUACAUGUAUGAAACUGGGUGAAAGAAAUACAUGCAGUAAUUGCUCUCAGAUACGCGGAUAUUUAAAGUGCAGAGCGGAAUUGUGAUUGUAAUGGACAACCUCCAGCAGUUAGGGAUUUACAGAUGCACUACAGUUUUGACUAUGCCCAACAGGUUCUAUAUCCUCACUAUGCGCAGCAAGUAGGGCCUUUGUACUUCAAGACACCACGAAAAUGCGGUUGCUUUGGAGUUUGCUGUGAAUCUUCAGGCUCACAAAUUUUCUACUUAGUGGAUGAGAUGUACAGUGUUGCUGUUGGUAGGGGUGCAAAUAGUGUAGUUUCCAUGGUACACCACCACUUUCAACAUCAUGGCUAUGGUGAAAAGAAUGUGUCACUACAUAUGGACAACUGUACUGGACAAAAUAAAAACAAUGUGGUAAUAAGUUAUGGAAUGUGGCGUGUGAUGGUGGGUUUACAUGAUGCCUUAGAGUACAGCUUGAUGGAAGCUGGGCACACAAAAUUCAGUCCUGACUGGCACUUUGGCCUGUGGAAGGUACGUUGGCGUCACUCAACAGCGGAAACAUUAGAAGACAUUUCUAAGACCGUCUCUGAUUCUUCUCGUGGUGGACACAACAUUCCCCAGCUAGUAGAGGAUCCAACCAAACCAGUGGUAUUUUAUGACUGGGCAAAGUUCCUGAAGCAGUUUUUCAGACCAAUACCACAUUUGAAAAAGUAUUAUCAUUUUAGAAUGUCUUCUGCAAGACCCGGUGUUGUAUUUGUGAAGGAUUACAACUUCAGCAUUGAGACAGAGAUUAAUAUUCUUAGGCAGGGCGUUGAUAUCGCAGGAAAAUUUCCGAAUCGUAUUACUAUUCCCGAGCUGGAUGCCUGUAGGCAGUGGUACUUAUAUAAUGAGAUAGCGCCACUUUGCGACAACAGCAGUGUGUGCCCAAAGCCAGCAGUACCAAAACCGUCAAAAGUUAAAACUCAGGCGUUUAAAACGAAAAGUGAAUGAAAAAUGUGUAUAACAUUUUAAUAUAUACAGAGAAAUAUCAGAUCAAUAUGUUUUCUGAAACGUUUAGUAAUUAAUUUGAAAGUGUUUUGUACUUUUUUAAAGGUUAAAGACCUAAAUUUAAUAUUUGAAAAUAUGAACAAAUACUACACAGUUGAAUUUACAAGUCAAUGUGUACCAACAUAACAGUUACUAUGCUAUGGUUAAAUAUAGUACACACUGAAUGAACACAGUAUAAGUAUAUUCUUCCUCUAGAACACUGGUAGAUUAUUAAACAAUGGACUAUUAAUGCAUGGCAGUUAAUUAUGAAUGUAGUUCCACAUACACAAUUUAUUUAUAUAUAUUAAAAGUGAAGUCAAGAUAUGUUAUGAAAUGUUCUACCUUUGAAGUGAUCAUCUAGGUAUUUAAUAUUUUAGUGGGAAUAUAUACAAUGUGGAAAUAUUUAAUGCAACUAAGUUGAAAAAAAUAGCAGGAUGAAUAUGUUUGAAAUGAUAUGUUAUUUGAAAAAUUAUGUAAAAUUAGAAAAUCCUUUAUAAAAAUGAAUUUGUCAUUUUACAAAAAAGUCUUGUUGCCAUGGAAACAGAACUUAAGCAUUAAGUAUGUGUACUUUCAUAUCAGAGUAAAAUAACUUUGAAUUAUAUGUAAACACUUUAAUUUUAUAAAAUCAAGACUGAUACAUUUCAUUUUAAUUGACAUUGAGCAAUGUGUCAUACAUUUGAAGUAGAUUGAUGCAUUUAAGUAUUUAAUAUUUAUGGAAUUGCCUUAAGAUAUUAUUUGGAUGAACAUAAAUCAGAAAUAUACAAGUUCUUUUAAUUCUAGGGAACUAAUAUACUGGUACAACAGUAGAAUGUUUUAAUUUAUCUUGUUUUUUUGCAUCAGAUGUAGGCUGAAAUCUCUGUUGACUUGAUUUUUUAGCAAUUUUGAUGUAUUUUGUUGCUAUGGAAACUUGAAUUUUGACUUUUUUCCCAUAUGAAAUAGAAUAUUCAUAGUAAGUUAACAUUAUCAUCAGUGGUAAUUGUGUUAAAUACAUUUAAUACUGAUGGAAAAAUAUGAAAUUUAAAUAA